Molecule: messenger RNA, 858 nt
Organism: Rhizophagus irregularis DAOM 181602=DAOM 197198
Lineage: Eukaryota; Fungi; Glomeromycota; Glomeromycetes; Glomerales; Glomeraceae
Source: RefSeq, a predicted model, not a curated record
AUGGAAAUAAUAGAAACGUCCACUACCGUUAGGCCAGCAGCAAACCUUAUGCCAGAUGAAAAAUGGGGUUUGUUUUUUGAUGUAACUUGUCCUUUGGAAAUCCCAAUGGAAGAUUUUGACGAAAAUUGGUGGCCGUUAGUUUCGAAUAUCUGGAUGCAAUGGAAUUCGUACAAACAAGCAAAUGGUAACGUUCGAAAAGAUUUCGCCUGUCAUCUUACGAAGCACCGGGAAUCGAGCUCACGACAAAAAGAAAAUGUCUCUAUUGAAAAGCGCCGAAUAACGAAGACACGACCAUCCAAAUUAUGUCAUGCUAAGAUUAGGGUGUUGUGGUUAAUCUCGUUAGAAAUAGUCAGAAUCGAACGUUAUAAAGACUCACCCAAUCACACGCAUACAGUAUUAGACUCGGAUAGAAUUAAACGCUCUCAAGCCGUUCGAAUUUUAGUGGAAAAUGAAGCGGUAAAAAACUAUUCUCCUCCUGCGAUCACUGUUGCCGUUAGAGAAUAUGCAACUGAGUUAGGUCUUGGUACAAGUGUGAGCGAGCUGAAGCGCAAGGAAGUAUCUAAUAUUAAAUAUAAAGUUCGUGGACCUAUGGAAUCACACCUUUUUUGCAAUUCUGAUUUAAAAUCGGAUAUUUCGGAAUCCAUAUCAUUUUUGAUAGAAAAAGGAUACCAUGUUGAAAAUUACCACGUUUCCCAUCGGUCCACCAAAUCCACCAAAUCCACCAAGGGCAUUGUAUUCGCGCACCCAACACAGCUUGAGAAACUUCGGAGUCAUGGAUGGUUGACUCUUAUCGAUUCAACCCAUAAGACGAAUAAGUAUGAUUGGAGGCUUUUUACUUUAUACGUUCGCGAUCACUAG